CUGUCGAGGUGUCUCGGUGAUAUUUGCGAGCGGAGAUUACGGUGUCGGGGACGGAGAUCCUGAAGCAGAGUCACAGCAAUGUCUCAGUACGACGAGGCAUCGGACAAGAUUUAUCCCAGCGUUCCCAGCGUGAGUGGCUGAAUGAUUAUUCAGAUGUUAGCCUCACGCCAUCGACAAUCAGCUCCUGUCCCUAGUGCGCGCUGUCUGUUCUUCGCUCGGGAUGUCGUCUGACAAAUCGAAGUGUGACUGCGGUCGGUGGGACGAUGGGUAUUCCAGAGGUGGCGGCCGCUUUCAGUGGCGGCGGUUUCAGCGAUUACUUUGAGAGGCCAGCGUAUCAGCAUAAGGCUGUCGAGAGAUAUCUCCACAAGCUUCCCCCCAAGACGUACGAGGGACUGUUCAAUCGGGGCGGAAGAGGGAUCCCAGACGUUUCGGCGCAAUCUCACAAGUUCUCCAUCUACUGGCAGGGGAGCCCGAUCACCAUUGGCGGCACCUCGGCCUCAGCCCCGACCUUCGCGGGAAUCGUCGCCCUCCUCAACGACGCACGGCUGGCCCGGGGCCGACCGGCGCUCGGAUUCUUGAACCCGCUGUUGUAUAAACGUGGGGUACAUGCGCUGAAUGAUAUCGUCGAGGGGAGAAAUCCGGGCUGCGGGACCGGUGGAUUCAAUGCUACAGAGGGUUGGGAUCCUGUCACUGGACUUGGGACGCCCAACUUCCGGGAGCUCUUGAAGGUCGUGCUGUGAAGCGCUGAUAUCGUCAAUUGCAUGCAUGCAAUGGAUUCUGAUCUGCGUAGAUUGUACAUAUGAGACUCCGAGAGCGGACCGGCGGCCCCGUACCUAUCUUAUUGAUCGAUCGUACUAGUUGUUGACAGCGUCUACCGGCAACGCCCGUUAUCACCUUAGCUAUUGCGACCGAAACGAAAACCCGAUUUUUU
This is a messenger RNA of Mycena citricolor, 931 nucleotides long. Lineage: Eukaryota; Fungi; Basidiomycota; Agaricomycetes; Agaricales; Mycenaceae. The record is from the annotation of a GenBank genome assembly.